AUGGACACUUUAAUUGGUAUUUGUGGCCGUGAUUUCGUGGCUGUAGCCACCGAUACCUAUGAGAAGUCUUCAAUAGUGACGUUGAAGAACGACGACGAGAGUAAAAUAAUGCAAAUCGACGACUCGAAGCUUCUAUUGUUGGCUGGACCUUCGGGUGACCGUAUGCAGUUUGGAGAAUACAUUAGAAAAUCAGUCCACUACCACCGCUACAAAACUUCGUUUAGCAUGACCACAAAAUCAAUGGCUCACUUUGUAAGACAACAAUUGGCCGAAUAUUUAAGGAAAAGCCCUUAUCAAGUUGAUUUACUAGUUGCAGGAUUUGAUAAUAAUGGACCUAAAUUAUAUUGGAUAGAUUACUUGGCAAGUUCAACUGAAGUUGACAGAGCAGUUCACGGAUAUGGAGGUCACUUUCUCAGGGGUUUACUAGACAAGGAAUACCACGAGAAUUUGACUGUUGAGGAGGCUGUUUCAAUGUUAAAGAAGUGCCGCCACGAAGUCAAAAAUCGCUUCCUCCUCGGUCAAUCGAACUUUAGAGCAAAGAUAAUUGAUAAAAACGGGGUCCACGAUGUCGAUAUUGAAGAUGAUGACACCCCUGAAGUGUUCCGACUUCAUGAUCCAAAAGCCAUUAAAGUUGAUUAA
This is a messenger RNA of Theileria annulata, 639 nucleotides long. Its product is annotated as proteasome subunit beta type 2, putative. Gene Ontology annotation, molecular function: peptidase activity. Bases 1 to 639 code for a protein of 212 amino acids. The record is from RefSeq and is a predicted model, not a curated record. Gene Ontology annotation, biological process: proteasomal protein catabolic process. Gene Ontology annotation, cellular component: cytosol; proteasome core complex, beta-subunit complex; nucleus. The transcript has 2 exons. NCBI's taxonomy places the organism in Eukaryota, Apicomplexa, Aconoidasida, Piroplasmida, Theileriidae.